ACGCUGUUUUUCCUUUUCGUUGGCGCUUUAUAGCUACACAGUGCUAUGCCAGAGCCAGCGAAGUCUGCUCCCGCCCCGAAAAAGGGCUCCAAGAAGGCGGUGACUAAGGCGCAGAAGAAAGACGGCAAGAAGCGCAAGCGCAGCCGCAAGGAGAGCUAUUCCAUCUAUGUGUACAAGGUUCUGAAGCAGGUCCACCCUGACACCGGCAUUUCGUCCAAGGCCAUGGGCAUCAUGAAUUCGUUUGUGAACGACAUUUUCGAGCGCAUCGCAGGUGAGGCUUCCCGCCUGGCGCAUUACAACAAGCGCUCGACCAUCACCUCCAGGGAGAUCCAGACGGCCGUGCGCCUGCUGCUGCCUGGGGAGUUGGCCAAGCACGCCGUGUCCGAGGGUACUAAGGCCGUCACCAAGUACACCAGCGCUAAGUAAACAGUGAGUUGGUUGCAAACUCUCAACCCUAACGGCUCUUUUAAGAGCCACCCA
Homo sapiens (human) is the source of this 480-nucleotide messenger RNA. It is a transcript of the gene H2BC11, whose product is annotated as H2B clustered histone 11. The transcript has a single exon. NCBI's taxonomy places the organism in Eukaryota, Metazoa, Chordata, Mammalia, Primates, Hominidae. The record is from RefSeq and is marked reviewed. Gene Ontology annotation, cellular component: nucleosome; chromosome; nucleus. Bases 46 to 426 code for a protein of 126 amino acids. Gene Ontology annotation, molecular function: protein heterodimerization activity; DNA binding; structural constituent of chromatin.